Messenger RNA from Lactuca virosa, 1848 nucleotides. NCBI's taxonomy places the organism in Eukaryota, Viridiplantae, Streptophyta, Magnoliopsida, Asterales, Asteraceae. The record is from the annotation of a GenBank genome assembly.
UACGUUAGCACACUGCCUUCUGAACUUCACUUCUUCAUCCUCCCUUUAAUUUGUCCCUUUUUCUCUCUCUCUGUUGGUCUCAUCAAACGUAAAAAAAGAAGAAGAAAUUCUGUCCUCAAGGAACACGUUAAUCAUCUGCAGAAAGUAUAAGAAGGUGGCGAGAUUUGCUUUAUUCUUCCUCUUAAAUGCAAACUUUACGUUUCAUAGUUGAAGAACAACAACAUGAUCAGCAAAAACUGGGUGGGUUGUCUCCUAAUUUUCUUUCUUCUGUUUUCUGGAUCAUUAUUCUCGUUGGCUUCUGCAACACCACCCGCAAAAAUUGUCAGUGGCAUUGCGUCGAACAUUGCGUCUGCACUUUUCAAAUGGCUGUGGUCUCUUAAACCCGCUACCAAAAUCGGCAUGGCUGUUUCGAGUCGCUCAAUGGUGAACUACGAAGGUGGAUAUACUGUAGAAACUGUGUUUGAUGGAAGCAAACUCGGGAUCGAACCUCACUCUGUGGAGGUAACUCCAUCUGGGGAGCUUCUUAUCUUAGAUUCGGAAAACAGCAAUAUUCACAAAAUCUCAACACCUUUAUCAACAUAUAGCAGACCAAAGCUUUUGGCUGGUUCAGUUGAAGGGUAUUUUGGUCAUAUUGAUGGUAAGCCAAGAGAAUCCCGGAUGAAUCACCCGAAAGGACUUACUGUGGAUGACAGAGGAAAUGUCUAUGUAGCUGACACCAUGAAUAUGGCUAUCAGAAAGAUCAGCGAUUCAGGGGUUGUAACUAUAGCUGGAGGAAAUUGGGCACGUGGGACAGGUCACAUUGAUGGUCCAAGUGAGAAUGCAAAAUUUUCAGAUGAUUUUGAUGUGAAGUAUGUUGCUAGUAGUUGCUCAAUUUUAGUAAUUGAUAGAGGAAAUCAAGCAAUUCGAGAGAUCCAACUUCAUGAGGAUGAUUGUUCUUCGUAUCAAUAUGAUGGAGAACACCAUUUAGGAAUAGCAGUUCUUGGUGCUGCUGUGUUCUUUGGUUUCAUGUUAGCCUUGUUACAAAGAAGAAUUUGUGCAAUGUUUUCAUCAGAAAGUGAUCCAAGACCAAAUAUGAGCAACAUUCCUCCAACGUAUCAAAGAUCAGUCAAAGUCAAAUCAGUAAGGCCACCUUUAAUUCCACCAGAAGAAAACGAACACGAAAACGAAGAAGAAGAAGAAGUUUUAUUUAAUUCACUUGGAAAACUUGUUAUCAAAACCGGAACAACUCUAUUCUCUAAUACUUCCAAAAAGAAACAACUCCACCCUCAACUUCACAUGAAUUACCAACAACCCCCUCAACUUUCCAACACUUGGCCUAUGCAAGAAAGCUUCAUGAUUCCCCAUCAAGAUGCUCCUCCACCACUUGAAACCCCAAAACCAUAUGAGCCCACGGAAAGACCUCGACCUUCUAAGCAAACCCGGUAUCUUUACAAUGGGCAAAAUGGUCAAUACUUCAAUUUACAACAACCAAUGCACCCAGUACAACAUCAACAUCAACAUCGUCAACAACACCAUCAGAAACAUUAUUCAACGGGUCCCGAGACUUAUAUUGAGGAGAAAAGUGAAACAAAUGAGGUUGUUUUUGGGGCGGUUCAAGAGAAAGAGGGGAAGCAUGAGGCGGUGGUGAUUAAGGCGGUUGGUUAUAACAACCACCACCCGAAUUAUGGGAACCAAAAUGUCCGAUCAAGGUAUAACUACAUGGGUUAUGCAUAUGGUGAGUACUCGUGAUAAGUUUCUUCAUGUUUUGUAAGAACAUGUAUGAGUAUGAUAUGAUUAUAGCCUUAUAGGUAUGUUGUAGUAUAGAAGUUUAAUGUUAUUCGUGUAGUUGUAAUAUUUUAUUUUCCGUAG